UUUCCGAAUAGUUUUGCAUUUCAUUCAAUCUCACUCACUCGUAUAUAUUAUUCAACAUCUCUAUACAUCACUCCACUCACAAUAUGUUCGUAUUAUCAAACAAUGUUGUCUGUUGUCUCGCAUUAAUAUUUUGUCUUUUACUUACAAAUAUCGGUUUUACUUCACUAAGUGUUUUUAAAUGGUUUUUUAAAUUUCAGUCAAUGAAUGAGUAUCGGGACGAACAGAUGCAUAACGUAGGACAAACGAUUCAACAAUAUUUUCCAAAGUGUAAAUUCUUGUCGGUGUGUUUUUGAACUCCAUCAUUAAUUGCUCAUUUGCGCAUAACGGAACACGUUUAACAAGUUUAAAACUGAAAUUGAAGUCUCUCUAAAAAAUUAUAAAUAAGUUCAAUCGACUCUGGCGAAAACAAGAUAAGAUAUUCAAUCCGUUAAGAUCGCACACGACUUUCGAAGAAAUACGUUGAAUCAUUCCAACAGAUAAAUAUUGAAAUAUUUUCAUCCCACCAGCUAUCUGCAAUCAGUAAAUUCCAUCGAGAAAGUGAACACCGGACGAAAGUACGGAAGAAUACAAAAUGAAUAUCACCAAAGAUAACAUAAUUAUUCGCGUUGCAAAUGAAAAUGACGCCGAAGACACCCUGAAAUUCCUUCGAAAAUACUAUUUCACCGAAGAACCCAUUACUUUGGGCAAUGACCCGAAACAGCAAUCGCCCGAAGAUGAGGACUUUCACAUCUCACUGUUAUCAAUUGGUGCGUCAAUUGUAGCAAUUGACACUGAUCGUAAUGGCCAAAUUGUUGGGGCUGUACUUGCCGGACCUGUUGAACCAACCGAAGCUGAUGAUAUGCUCGACGAAGCAAAAUCAUGCAAAGACAAAAAGUGGUCAGAAAUUUUGUAUUUGCUGGCACAUCUGGACAUACAGGCGAAUAUUUACGAACGUUACAAUGUCAAUCGUGCGCUUCACGUGCAUGCCUUAGCUGUACACAGUCGAACUCGUGGACAAUCUAUCGGUCGGAGAAUGAUGGAAAAAUGCAUGGAGAAUGGGAGGAAAUUGGGAUAUCCGUUGUUGUGUGCCGAUUGUUCUAGUGUUUAUUCUAUUCGGAUGGCCGAGAAAUUGCAUAUGGACUGUAUUGGCUCAUUGGCAUAUGAGGAUUAUAGAGAUGACAAUGGUAGACAAGUGUUUCGACCGCCACAUCCGCAUACACACAUAAAAACGUUUGCGAUAAUUCUGUGAAAAUUACACUGAAGAACGGAGACUAUUGAUGUGUGUGAAGUAUCUGCGAAAAAAACCUGCGAAUUUUAAAUAUCCAAAAUUUGUUUCCUUGUACAAAGGCUU
This is a messenger RNA of Bradysia coprophila, 1330 nucleotides long. RefSeq names its product arylalkylamine N-acetyltransferase-like 2. The record is from RefSeq and is a predicted model, not a curated record. NCBI's taxonomy places the organism in Eukaryota, Metazoa, Arthropoda, Insecta, Diptera, Sciaridae. Gene Ontology annotation, molecular function: N-acetyltransferase activity.